AUGGCCAGUAAUAUGAGCAGGUUGCUGAGUGUCCUGGAUUACGAUCCUAUGACUGAGCAAAAGGUGAACAUUAUGAAGGUAAUCAAAGAACUCUGGCAGGACUUCUUACAGUGUUACUCUUCCUGGCCUCUGGUUUGCUGGUCUGUAUGGUGGGCCCUGUCAACAUGUGGCUAUUUCCAGGUCAUCAAUUAUACUCAAGGCAUGUGGGAAAUUGUGCUGCCUUCUCAGACCUCUGAGAUCUAUAAUGGUGCUGUGGAAGCUGUUUCCACAUUGUUGGGUGCUGUGGCUGUAUUUGCUGUGGGACACAUAAAAAUAUCUUUUCUUACUUGGGGUGAAAUAGUCUUAGCUAUGUUCUCCCUUUUCAUUGCUGCAGCUGUGUAUAUCAUGGACACUAUUCAUAACAUUUGGGUGUGCUAUGCUUCCUAUAUGGCAUUUCGAAUUGUCUAUAUGCUACUCAUUACAAUUGCAACGUUCCAGAUUGCUACAAAUUUAAGUGUAGAGCGCUAUGCCCUUGUAUUUGGUGUUAAUACUUUUAUUGCACUGGCAUUGCAGACAGUACUCACAUUGAUAGUUGUUGAUGCAAAAGGUCUUGGCCUUGACAUAAUUACACAGUUCAUGAUCUAUGCUGGCUAUUUUGCUGUCAUAGCAGUAUUGUUCCUGAUAAGUGGUACAUACAGUAUUAUCAAGAAUUUCUGGAGAAAGGAAAGGAGAAGAAAUGAUGCUGUUGCAGAUGAUGCUUAAAAUAUGAACUAGAGUAUGAACUUUAUAAACUUUAUGAACUCAUAACUUAAGUAUGAACUCAUUUGAUAUAUGGUGGGGCAAACCUAUUUUUAAAUAUGAUGGUUUAUAUUUAUGCAACUAUUGUUACUGUAAAACCACUAUCUGUAUUGUAUUUUACUCUAUUUGUACUAUAUUAGUAGCAUCCAUUAGUAAAAUACAUUCAUCUUAUAUAAAUAAGAAUGUUGUAUUUAACAACAUAAUGUCAACGUGCCUUUUGUGGACAAAGUCUACACAGGAAGAAUUUUUUUCUGUUUUUUUUCUUUAUCCAGACCAUAAAACUGUAAAUGGAAAGUGAUGGUUUUUUAAAAAGCAUAGCCUAGCUAUGCUUUCAGUGUUCUUUAUAUGUUGACUUUCAAAAGCCUAAAACUGUGAGGCACUGUGAUAGAACUGCAGUUAGCAGUAUCCUUUGAAAUCAAUUGGUCAUGGCAGGAUACUGCUCGUGUUUGGUAAUUGCACAUUCUGUAUAACAGACCUUUCUGUAUAUGCAAUCAAAAUAUUUUUCACUCUGUAGAGUGAUUUCGGUAAAUUUAAAGAUUUUAGUUCUCUUUUGUUGCUAUCCCUGAUUUGCUGAUUUCAUGAAGUGUCAACUGUAUAUCCUAAUUCAUUGAUAUUACAGGCAGUGAUUAACAAAAGCAGAAACCUCCUGGGAUUCAAAAAUAGGUUGUCAUUUGGAAAAUUUCUAUUGGUCAUAUUAGGCUUUUCAGCUUCUCCAAAGAAAGACUUAAACUUUUGUAUUUAUGCUGUUAUUAGUAGACUUUCACAAUAUCUGAGUAAAAGAAAUGGCAGCUGUAUCAUUCUACAUUAUCUGUCCAAGUAAUAGAAAUUGUCUUGAUUGCUGUUUUUGCCAGUGAUUAUUGUAUUUUUGAAUUGUGGAACAAAUUGAUACAACAAUACUAGAUAGGACAUCAUUACUUCGAUUGUUUUGGUGUUUUCCAAUAAUCCAUAAUUUGGAUUUAUUAAAAUCCUCUGGGUGGUUUCUGGAGCCUUCUGGGGUUACCCAAGUAGACUAUAGAUAUUUCAUAAUAAAUAAAAAAAGUGCAGAAGAACACAGGGAGUUCUAUUUAUCCUUUAAAUUUAGAGAAGGAAGAGUUCAUGUAUACUUUUUGGGUUGCAGGGAGAAAAAAAAGUUGAGUUACUUGUUUUUUAUUCCCUUCCUGUCCAGUUACAUUGUCUAUAUUGUCAUAAAAUCAAAUAAAUCCAUAAACAGCAGCUAUUUUCUACAGGAUGCUGGGGUAGUUGCUAAAAAUAGCAGCCCUGGCCAUAUGAUGAAAAUGUUACGUGUGAAAAGUUACAUCUUGUUCAUCGGUUGUUGGUGAAUAGCUACCAUAGGAAAUUAUUCAGCAACUGUUUGAAGUUACAGUGUGUUCUGACCCAGCUCUCCAA
Pseudonaja textilis is the source of this 2163-nucleotide messenger RNA. NCBI's taxonomy places the organism in Eukaryota, Metazoa, Chordata, Lepidosauria, Squamata, Elapidae. The record is from RefSeq and is a predicted model, not a curated record.